Molecule: messenger RNA, 2193 nt
Organism: Penicillium brasilianum
Lineage: Eukaryota; Fungi; Ascomycota; Eurotiomycetes; Eurotiales; Aspergillaceae
Source: the annotation of a GenBank genome assembly
AUGCGCUCGUUUGAAUGGGCAGUCCUUGGAUUAGGGGCGGUCGUGUCGGGGGUAAAGGCGUUGACGCCUGAAGAGCUAAUUGCAGCUCCUCGGCGUGGUGAGGCCAUCCCUAAUCCCUCGGGAGAGGUCGCUUUAUUCUCGUCCUCGGAGUACUCGUGGGAGACGCACAAAACCUCGUCGACGUGGAACUUGAUCGAUCUCGACAGCGGCAAGAUCACAGUGCUCACGAAUGACAGCAAUGUCUCCGAGCUCAUCUGGUUGGGCACCGAUGAUUCAAGACUGCUGUAUAUCAACAGCACGAACGCCGACAUCCCCGGUGGCGUUGAGCUGUGGAUUUCUGACACGGUCAGUUUCGAGAAGUCUCGCUACAAAGCCGCGUCUCUUCCCGCUCCGUUCUCGGGUCUGAAGACUGCGAUUACCAAGGCAGGCGAUAUCAACUUCCUAGCAUAUGCCCAGUCCUACGGGAAUGGAACUGCAUAUAACGAAGAGCUGGCAACUGCUCCGCUAAGCUCUGCUCGCAUCUACGACAGCAUCUACGUGCGCCAUUGGGACACUUGGCUGACGACCACUUUCAAUGCUGUCUUCUCCGGCACCCUGAAGAAGAAGGACAAACAGUCGGCCAACUCCCGCUAUACCUCUGACGAGCCGCUCAAGAAUCUCGUUGCUGGUGUGAAGAAUCUGGAAUCGCCAUACCCUCCGUUCGGCGACUCUUCGGAUUACGACCUUUCUGCGGACGGAAAAUGGGUCGCUUUCAAGAGCAAAGCUCCUGAAUUGCCCAGAGCAAAUCACACUGCGUCGUAUAUCUACCUCGUUCCGCACGAUGGAUCUAAGAAGCCAGAGGCAAUCAACGGCCCAGACAGCCCCGGGACUCCCGAUGGAGUAAAGGGUGAUUCCAGCAGCCCAUCCUUCUCCCCAGAUAGCAAGCGUAUUGCAUACUUUCAGAUGGAGGAUAUCGCAUACGAGUCUGAUCGCCGUGUGCUCUACGUAUACUCCAUUGGAUCUGAAAAGACUAUCCCUGCUUUGGCUAAGGAUUGGGACCGCUCACCAGAUGCAGUCAAGUGGACGGCCAAUGGCAAGAAUCUCAUUGUCAACGCUGAGGAUCAUGCGCGUGGGCGUCUCUUCUUCCUUCCUGCCGAUGCGGGUGAUGACUACAAGCCACAAAACUUCACCAGCACCGGCUCCGUCAAGGGCUUCCGCAACCUCCCCAACGGCGAUUUCUUGAUCACCGGCUCCGCUAUCUGGACCAGCUGGACUGUAUACAGUGCGAACCCCAAGCACGGUGUUGUUUCCACGCUGAUCUCUGCUAAUGAGGUGGAUCCUGGUUUGAAGGGACUGGGACCCGCUGAUUUGGAUGAGUUUUAUUAUGAAGGAAACUGGACCAAGAUUCAUUCCUGGCUUAUUUAUCCUGCCAACUUUGACAAGUCCAAGAAAUACCCAUUGGUCUUCUUUGUUCACGGCGGACCCCAGGGCUCAUGGGCUGACUCUUGGAGUACACGGUGGAAUCCCAAGGUCUGGGCAGACCAGGGCUACGUCGUCGUUGCACCGAACCCGACAGGCAGCACUGGCUUUGGACAGGAGUUAACUGAUGCUAUCACGAACAACUGGGGUAGCUACCCCUACGAUGAUCUGGUCAAGGCCUGGGAGUAUGUCCGAGACAAGUUUGACUUCAUUGACACGGACAAUGGCGUGGCUGCGGGUGCUAGUUAUGGAGGUUUCAUGAUGAACUGGAUCCAAGGUAACCCGCUUGGACGAGAGUUCAAAGCCAUUGUCACCCACGACGGAACCUUUGUUGCGGAUGCGAAGAUUUCCACCGAUGAGCUCUGGUUCACCGAGCAUGAUUUCAACGGCACCUUCUGGGCCAACCGAGACAACUACCGCCGCUGGGACCCCUCCGCGCCCGAGCACAUUCUGCAGUUCAGCACCCCCACUUUGGUCAUUCACAGCACGAAGGACUACCGUCUGGCCGAAUCUGAGGGUCUGAGCCUGUUCAAUGUCCUCCAGGAACGCGGUGUUCCCAGCCGUCUGCUGAACUUCCCCGAUGAGAACCACUGGGUCACGAACAAGGAGAACAGUCUGGUGUGGCAUCAACAAGUCCUGGGCUGGAUCAACAAGUAUUCUGGCGUUGGAGCUAAAAACCCCGACGCCGUCAGCUUGGAGGACACUGUGAUUCCAGUUGUCAAUUACAAUCCUUGA